This is a messenger RNA of Fusarium odoratissimum NRRL 54006, 1908 nucleotides long. RefSeq lists its product as uncharacterized. The record is from RefSeq and is a predicted model, not a curated record. The transcript has 4 exons. The coding region runs from base 1 to 1908 and encodes 635 amino acids. NCBI's taxonomy places the organism in Eukaryota, Fungi, Ascomycota, Sordariomycetes, Hypocreales, Nectriaceae.
AUGGCCCACAACGAUAUUGAGGCUGUCGCCAAGCUAGGCCUCAGUCUUGCAAGCUCCCUACAAGUACACUCGGAAGCCAACAGAAGAGCCCGACAAACGCUUCCCAAGCUAAUCAAUUUGAUCAACUCGACUGCCUUGACAUUAACAAAAGUUGGCCAUCUGAUUCAAGAGAAUGAAGAUGCCCUCACCAAGCUAUGCCUGGAAGACAUCGCGAGCCUAGCAGCCACAUGCGAAAAGAUCUACAUCGGUGUUUUGAUCAUGUUGGUACGGCAGACAGAGAAUGUUGUUGGUGACAAGGAGAUCAAUGAGAUCCCGCGGGAGGAAACAGGAAAGUAUCUGUAUUGCAUCGCUCACACCAGUGUCUGGCGCUUGGAGUCUUGGGAGUGGCUCGAGGUUCAACUCAGGUAUUUUCGGCACCGGUUGACGCAAAUCAAGUUUGAACUCAUGCUGCGCUAUCUUUUGGGCAGUAUCGCGCAGCACCAGAUGCGGGCACUUACUCGAGUCCCAGGUAGCUUUGAGACCGAGUAUACAAUCCGAAUGCUUGCAGGACAAGUGGCCAGUCAACGAGCAAGUCACUACAAAUAUUGGUCCAAGAAGGUGGCCAAAUGGACCAUCAUUACUCCACCACUACCUAGUAGCAACGUUUCCUUGACAGAUGUCAACAGCACUUGCACUGUUUCAAGUACACCUACCAUUGCGCUUGACACAAAGGUUGAAGAAAUCAAACCUGUUGAAACCAUGCCAGUCACUCAAACUCCGGCCUUGGAACUGUCCAAGGACACUGAGGUAUCGCCUGAUACCACUGCAGAGACCACCAGCAAACCAACCCAAAUCGAUCAAAAGUCGAUCAAAGAACAUGGCUCAAGUCUGAUCACUGCUACCAGAAACUGGAUCAAACGAAUUCUCGUGCCAGGAUCGCACGAUGAAUGGAAGGGUCAAGAUCUUGAGGUUUGGCAAAUCGAUCUUGGCGCCCAUUUGAAUAGCGUCCCGAGCAAGACGUUCAAACGGCUUGAACUAGACGACAAACAUGUCAGGUCCGCGCUCUCACAGGUGACCUCCAAGUCCAGGUGGAGAAAGCGUCCAGAACUCCUCGAGCAAUAUGACUCACUCGAUCAACGUGUCCGCCAACGAAUCGACGAGGGUGUCGAUGCUGCCAAACAAUCGAGCUCUAGGGAACGAACUUGGAUUGCCAUGUCAAUCGCCAGUCCUCCAUUCAAACACCGUAACGGUAGAAGGUCCGAGGCUGCUAUUCAGGCUGAUGCUUCCAUCUCUCUUUUCUUCCGACUCGGUGAUGAGGUAGAGCCCAUACACGUUUUUGAACCAUACUCGGGUAAAAAGCUCACCUUCCCGUAUGAAGCAUACAAGGAUCUUAAUUUGUUGCAUAAAAGACUCUCGAGCCUCAACUUGGGAUUCACCACGGCAUCAAUCAUGAAAGAAGGAAAGUAUGUUUUCUGCACCGAUGACGGAACCGUCAUUUUACAUGAAGCGUGGGAAUCACUACGCCGUCCUGGCAUGACUUUGAAUAUUCAACUUGUUGGUGUGCCAAUACCACCAGGCUGGCCAGUUUCCAAUCCUCAGGGUCGUAUUCCACCUAGAAUCAUUCGUCCUAUGAAUAUUGGUCCUAGUGGUAACCUUCCUUCUGCAAACACUACUACUUCUGACAGUUCGUCGGCAUAUACUUGUGCUUCUCCGACUAUGAAACAAAUUCACGGCGAGAUGGAGGAACUGCUUCGACUUUCCGACUCAUGGUCUCCUGAUCCGGACACAAUCGGCACAGGCCUGGGCAGACUUCUUGGCUUGUGGACUAAUGCUCCUGAUCCGCAUGUCAACGUUACAGAAGAUUCAGAAUCAGAGUGGAGUUGUUCCACGGGAGACUCUGACUAUAGCAGCGGCAGUGUGUCCAGCUAA